AAUAGCUGUAUGUACUUUGCAUCGCUUUGAAUGAAAUCUGUCAGAAACACAUUGAACAGUGUGUGUUUUAUAAGAAAACAGUGGAACAAGCAGAAAAAAUCCAACACUGAUCAUUCCACUCCAAAAUGGAGUAUCUACCGAAGCAGCUCUAGCUGAUGGCAGGUAGCCUGCCAGGAUGCUGCAUUAUUUCCCACAUGACAUGAAGCAUCAUCCAUUCGCUUGAUUAACCCAAAAGUUCUCCACUGCUGUUCCCUGUGAGCCAGCAGACGCAUGUCGCGGAUCAGGACCACACUAGACAGUGUCACCAAGGCAGUAGGCAGCACAGACCUCAUCUCCAGGUUCUCCCGCCUGAAGCCUGGUAGCUCUGCAGUCGACAGCACCAAUGUGGAGAAAGUUCUGGCCAAAGCCGAGACGUUAACCUCUAAUGGCACAGCUGCUUCCUCGCCACCUGAAACCACCAUGAAGGAAGAAGAAGAAGAAGGUGAGAAGAACACAGCAGAGGAAAAUGUGGACAAGCAACAGCAGCAAGUUACAGAAAAACCUUUUGUUGCCACCAAGAAGUCCACAUCCAGUUUAACUUCAGCAGCUAAUGUGUCUGCUCCGAUCUCUUCCUCAACUAUGGCGAAACAAACUAUGCAGCUGUUCCACCCGGCAGGUUCAACCAAUAUGGAUGAGACCUACAAAACUUUGGCCCAGCACAUUAACAGUUACUUUGGUAGCAACCCCCAGGGGGAAGAAGGUGACAAUAGGCCACAGCAGAAAAUAGAAGGGGACAGUCCAGUUUCUGAGCCCAUUCUCCGCACUGCUCCUCUGAAAACUGGGGACCACAUUCCUAUUUUGUCCCCAGUGGCAGAAGCUAAAAGUAUUGAAGCACCCACUACCUCUCCUGCCACUCCCCCUUCUUCUCCCUGUCCAUCAGAGCAGGUCACUCCCCCAGAAGGAAUGCCCUCUUCUGAUACCCCUGCAACAGAAAGUGCUGCUUCAUCUGUCCCUGUGCCUACUACUUCCCCUAAAAAAGGCUUCACCCACUACCUGUCCUAUCCUCGGCCCAGCGUUCAGGCAUUUGUCGGCAGCUACAUUGCGCCCCUGGUCCCCAAAUUCAGAGGUGAUUCCAAAAGCAUCACAGCUGAAAAGGACAAGUCCUCAGCAGCCACUGUGGAAGAGCCCACUGUGGAGAAGGCAGGAGAGAAGACAGAUAGUGAAGCGGAGAAAGUGGAAAAGGCGAAGCAACAACUGCUAGCUCAAAGAGAGAAGAUAAUUGCCAGGGUGAGUCUAGACAACAGGACCAGAGCCCUGGUGAAAGGCCUGCAGAGGGUCACUGAUGUCAGGCUCCUCACCAGUCGAGUGGAGGAACUCAGCUACCAUCUCUUAGAGUUCCCCGAGACACGAGGUGUGGCCAUCAAGGAAAGCGUACUGCCCUGUUUGUUGCGUUUGCGCCAGGCCAGAGACCUUCCUCUGCAGGCUGCUGUGAGAGAAGCACUGGCCGUGGUUGGUUAUACAGAGCCAGUCAAAGGAAGAGGAAUUCGGGUUCUGGCCAUAGACGGAGGAGGCACAAGAGGACUGCUGGCCCUACAGACUCUCCAUAAACUGCAGAACCUGACUGGAAAACGGGUCCACCAGCUCUUCGACUAUAUCUGCGGAGUUAGCACAGGUGCCAUCCUGGCCUUCAUGUUGGGGAUUUUUCAGAUCCCGCUAGAGGAGUGCGAGGAGAUGUACAGGAAGUUGGGGUCAGAUGUCUUCAAGCAAAAUGUCAUUGUUGGAACUGUCAAAAUGGGCUGGAGCCAUGCUUUCUAUGACAGUGAAAUCUGGGAAAACAUCCUCAAGGAACGCAUGGGCGAGGGACGCAUGAUUGAAAGUGCCAGGGACCCACACUGCCCUAAAGUGGCAGCAGUAAGCACAAUUGUGAACAGAGGUUUGCCUCUGAAGGCCUACGUGUGUAGGAACUACAGACUCAUGCCAGGAGUAAGAUCCCAUUACCUUGGAGACUGCACACACAAAAUGUGGGAGGCCAUCAGGGCCUCGUCUGCCGCCCCAGGCUACUUCCAGGAAUUUGUCAUGGGAAAAGACCUCCAUCAGGAUGGAGGACUCCUGAUAAACAACCCCACAGCAUUGGCCAUCCACGAGUGUAAGUGUCUGUGGCCCAACACCCCACUGCAGUGUGUGCUAUCUCUGGGCACCGGACGCUAUGAGACAGCGGGCAAGAACAGCACUGCAUACACAAGCCUCAAGGCCAAAAUCACCAACGUCAUCAGCAGUGCCACAGAUACAGAGGAGGUGCACACCAUGCUGGAUGCCCUCCUGCCCCCCGACACCUACUUCCGCUUCAACCCUUACAUGAGCGAGGACAUCCCGUUGAACGAGAGCCGCAUGGAGAAGCUCAACUUCCUCAAGGGCGAGGGCGAACGCUACCUGGAACGCAACGACUCCAAGCUGAGGAAGGCGGCGAGCGUGCUGGGCCAAGAGAAGAGCACUAUCCAGAAAGUGGCCGAGUGGGCCAAGCUCAAGGCCGACAUGUACGAGGGUCUCCCCUUUAUCUCCAAGCUGUAGUUGUUAGCCUGGCAACAGCGUGACCCAAGGUAAGAAGACCUGGAGUGUAAAAACUCCUGAGAAUUGCUUUAGUAAAUGUUGAAAAGACCUGGACACAGAUUUUUUUUUAAGCAUCUAAGGAGGUAAUUUCGAUGUGUUUACAUAGUUUGACUAUCUACAUAACACUAAAGACUGUUAGAGGAAACUUUGAUUAUUCAUUAAAAGAUGAAAAUUUGAUAGGUAAUAGUGUGAAAUUAAAUUAUAGAUGUGAUAUAAUAAUUGCUGUUUGGUACAGGGGAAUGCAUCUAAUGGAGACGGAGUGAUGCACUAUGAAAAGUAUUCAGCAGGUUUUGACUUAGUGAUGAAAUCAUUCACUUUAAUGAUUGGACUGAAGAGAUACAUGUGUACGUAUAUGUAUGAAUUUGAAGUUUUGGGCUGUUAGUGUGGAUUGGUUUCGGUUUCAAACAAGUGCACAUAGACGGUAGCUGUGGCACUAACAUGACCGUAUUAUAAAGACUUAAUAACAAUAUGAUUACUGGUUUUUUUGUAAAGACAUAAGAGUGUAAAUAAGAUGUUAAAAUUACAUUUCAUUCUCAAUAACUUGAAUACAUUAAGAUGUAACUACUACAUGACUGCACAGAUAACUUAAACAUGACUGCCUAUUUCUAAUACUGUACAGAAGAAAAGACAUCAUGCACUUUGUAGAAUAUGAUUCUUAGCGUCUCUGAUAAGAAACAAUGUAAAUAAUAUUUGAAGUAAUUAUGAAUUCUUUGAGUGCUCUUGAUAGAGAAUACUAAUGAAUUAUUUCACUGUUCUGUACAAGCAGAUACAGCAACACACGGAAACCUGAUAUACUUCCUCUGAUAACAAAUCGGAAUGUGAUCAUCCUCAUUGUAUAGCGCAUGUUUGAUUGUGUUGUUCUCAAAGAAAUGGAUUGUUGCCCAUUAGUUUGAGUGAAACUUUUGCCUUUAACCUUGCCCAAGCCUAAAUUCCUCAAUCCCCCACUAUUGUUGUUGUGCACUUAAUAAACCUGAGACUUUUUACAUUGUAAGUGUAGUAAUCCCGAUUGUCUUCAUUCCUCCCUUCUUUAAUACUCGGUGGCAUGCAAUGAGAAAAAAAUUGUCACGAAAUAAUAAAACUUGGUUUUCAAAAAUCUUGA
Scomber japonicus (chub mackerel) is the source of this 3685-nucleotide messenger RNA. RefSeq names its product patatin-like phospholipase domain containing 8 (gene pnpla8). The record is from RefSeq and is a predicted model, not a curated record. Gene Ontology annotation, biological process: arachidonate metabolic process. The transcript is spliced from 10 exons. Gene Ontology annotation, cellular component: membrane. Lineage: Eukaryota; Metazoa; Chordata; Actinopteri; Scombriformes; Scombridae. The coding region runs from base 271 to 2547 and encodes 758 amino acids.